AAGGGGGCCCGGGCGCGCCGUAUCCGCUGUGCGCUUUUCAGUCGAGCGAGUGGAGUUCUGAGUUUGACGUAAGCAAGACCCUCGAAGCUUUAGACGUGGCGGCCCCACAGAAGCACACCUACUCCCAAAGGCUGAAAUUGGUGCAACAUUGUGCUACCAAAGUGCUUCAAGAUGUGGCAUAAAGCUUUCUUGGCUGCGCUGCUAGCUUUGAGUAUAGGCUACUACUAUCAGAUGCAUCCAGAAUUUCCAGAACUUGCCAAGCAAUAUAUCUAUACCCUGAUUCAGCCCUUUUCUGCCCAUAUCUCAUCUCUUCAAGUCAACAGUCAUACGGCCUCCUCUGAACUGACCAUCUCAUUGGCUUGGGAAGCUCUAAUCACCAGCCCCUUAAAACAGUGGAGCAAAAUAGCUGUUGGAGUAAAUGCAUGUGUAGAUGUUGUGGUGACAGGAGUUGGACUCCUUCAGGCUCUUGCCCUAGAACCAGGAAAGGGACAAGACCAUGAAAUCCUGCAUUCAAAAGAAGAUCUGAAGGAAGCAUUUCUGUAUUAUAUGUCAAAAGGUGCAGCAGCUGAGCGCUUCUAUUCUGAUGAGGAGAUGUUUCAAAGGAUUGCACGGGCAGCCUCUGAGUAUCCUGGUGCUCAGGUGUAUGUAGGAGGAAAUGCAGCCCUCAUCGGUCAGAAGUUAGCAAGACAUCCCCAAGUAACAGUGCUACUCUGUGGUCCGGUUGGCCCCAAACUCCAUGAACUUCUAGAUGAGCAGAUCCUUGUUCCACCCGAGUCCCUUCAGGAAACUGAUGAGUAUCAUCUCAUUUUGGAGUACAAAUCAGGAGAAAAGUGGGGCUCAUCUCAGGCCCCCAAUGCAAAUCGCUUUAUCUUUUCUCAUGAUGUGUCUAAUGGAGAGAUGAAUGUGCUAGAAACCUUUGUUGAAAGCUUGGAAGAGUUUAAACCAGAGUUGGUGGUGUUGUCAGGCCUUCAUAUGAUGGAAGGUCAAGGAAGAGAGGUUUGGGAGUAUCGACUUCAUGAGGCAGUUGUGGCCAUAUCCAGCAUCCCUAAUAAAGUGCCUAUUCACCUGGAGCUGGCAAGCAUGACUGACAAAGAUUAUAUGAACAAUAUUGUGAAACAGCAGGUCCUACCAAGAGUGAACUCAAUUGGACUGAAUGAACAAGAGCUGUUGUUUGUCUCUCAAGCUGGUUCUGGCCCUCAUUCAGAAUUACAUUCUUGGAAUGGCUUUCCAGACAUAGGGAAGGUCAGUGACAUCUUAUUCUGGAUUAUCAAGGAGUAUGGGCAUGGUGAAGAAAACAGUGAAGCCAGUCUCACCCGUAUCCACUUCCACACUUUGGCCUAUCAUAUCUUGGUCACUACAGAUGGUUUUUGGUCCAAUCAAGUGUCGGCGGUAUCUGCAGGAGCAAGAGUUGCAGGAACUCAAGCUUGUGGUACGGAAAGGAUUGAUAUCAACAGAGUCUUGCUUAAAAUUCCCUUUGAAUUCCAAGUUUCUGCUUCUGGCACUGGACAUAAAGUGACAUUAAAUCCGUCAAACCCUGUUACUGUGUGGCAGAGAGAAAACACCUCUUUCUUUUUAACACCCGUUUUAGUCUGUAAAAAUCCUCUUCGGACUGUAGGAUUAGGAGACGCCAUCUCUGCAGAAGGACUGCUAUAUUCUGAAAUGAUCAAAAAGUAAUGAAUACUGACUAAGCCAAAUGAUCACCCUUAGCAUGCAAAAAAAAAGAAAAGAAAUCAAUGAUAUUUUGGAACACAUAAUCAAGAAUAAUGUUCAAAGUCCUGAUUAAGACAUAACCGUAUGUAGCAAUUGAUCAUUUCAAAUUUAGAAUUGAUAUUUCCGUUGAUGCAACUGGGGAAGGUUCUUCAACACUUCCCACAAUACCUGAACAUUAGUGAAGGGCAGGCAAAGGGCUGGCUUACCUUAUGUUCAAUUUGCAAUGCUCAUUGCACUCUUGUGUCUGUCUGUUGCUGGGUUGAACAACACUUUCUGUUUCUAGAAAAUGAAAUCUCGAGUGCACAAUACUUAUUGGAUGAGUGGAGUUAUGGCUUUUCAUAAAACUUAUGGAAUUUUAGACAGAAUGCACUGUAAAUGUAUCCAUCAUCCAUCCAACAUGUUGUUCACUUUUGAAUCUUGAGGGUGUUAUGCUGUUGUAAAAAAAAAAAA
Molecule: messenger RNA, 2160 nt
Organism: Polypterus senegalus (gray bichir)
Lineage: Eukaryota; Metazoa; Chordata; Cladistia; Polypteriformes; Polypteridae
Gene: adpgk
Product: ADP-dependent glucokinase
Exons: 8
Coding region: 172-1674 (500 amino acids)
Biological process (GO): glucose metabolic process
Cellular component (GO): endoplasmic reticulum
Molecular function (GO): ADP-specific glucokinase activity
Source: RefSeq, a predicted model, not a curated record